Molecule: messenger RNA, 2714 nt
Organism: Penaeus vannamei (Pacific white shrimp)
Lineage: Eukaryota; Metazoa; Arthropoda; Malacostraca; Decapoda; Penaeidae
Source: RefSeq, a predicted model, not a curated record
UAUAAGAUCCGUUUGAAAGGAUCAUUAAGGAGUGGAAAGAAAAGAAACCCAUUUGCCCCUCCACCACAGUGGUUUACAGAAGUGUCAUAUCCCUUGUUCCAAGUGCCUGGACCACGUGAAAGGGAGAAGAACGAAGGUGGAAGGCCAGGUUAUUAUGAUGAAGGAUUUUUAACCAUUCAGCAUGCUGUAGACAUGGCUAUUACUGAGUACAUCAGUGGAAAAGAUCCUAGUGCAUCAAUAUCUGUUGAAAUGCAGAGGAUGCCUUAUCCAAAAUAUAUAGAUGACAAGUAUCUCGUGGCUCUGCAGUCAUGGCUACCUUUUGUUCUCCUCAUUUCGUACAUAUAUCCUGCAAUCAACAUUGCUAAGAGUGUUGUUUAUGAAAAAGAGAAGAAGUUAAAGGAAUCAAUGAAGAUGAUGGGGCUACAGAACUGGAUGCAUUGGAUGGCAUGGUUUAUCAAAUCAUUCCUUUUCCUAAGCACAACAACGCUUUUAAUAACAAUUUUACUUUGCACAAGAUGCAAAAGAAACAACAACUAUUAACAUCCAGCCAUCCAAGGAUAAGCAAGUACCCAUGCAAAGAAAUACAGGAGUUGUCCUUAUUAUGCAGCAGUUCUGGGCUAUGCUGGUCAAGAAAGCACUUUAUACCUUCAGAAAUAUUAUCCUUACUGUUACACAGAAUGUGAUACCUGUGGCUUUUCUGAUCUUGGCUUUGAUUGUGGUUCAGACACUCCCAGGCGUGAAUGAUGCACCUCCUCCAUUUAUUUUUGGACUUGAGAAUUUUGAAGGAACGGAAACACUGGUCCAGGUUCAGAACCCUAAUAAUGAAACAAAAAAUCUAGAGGACUCACUCAAGGAGCAUUUUGAAAGUCCCAAUUUUAUAGAAAUGGUAGAUGUGGGACAAAACUUUACCACAGUCAUAUUGCAAAAGGAAUGGCAACCCUCAUCACAGUGACCAUCUUGCGCAUUCCUGACCUUGACCUUGGGCAUGUGGCUGAUCUGUUGGACUGGAUAUUCCUUCUCUUCCCAUCCUAUGCAAUGGCAUCAGGGAUUACAGAUCUUUACAAUAACUGGAGGAUUAUUGGAAUCUGUAAAAAAGAAAUAUUUGACUUCCUGUGUGAAGUGAAGUCAUUUGCUAAUCCUUGUUGUAAAAAGACAAACAAUUGUGGUUCCUUUGGUUGUGUUGACUGGAAUGAUGAUCCUCUAGGAUGGGAGAAACUUGGCAUUGGACGCAUGCUUGUUUUCAUGGGCUUGGAGGGCCUAGUCUUCUAUUUUAUCAUUGCUCUGAUUGAACUCAAAGUUUUCCAGAAGGUUAGGUACUCAGCCAGUCGUUUGUGGGGCAAAGUAUCAGUCAGACCCACAGAGGAUGUUGAAAAAGAGUCUGAUCCACUAAUGCAAGAAGAUAAAGAUGUGGUGAAUGAACGAUUGCGCAUCAGGAACACACCUCUUUCUCAGUUACAUGAUACUGAUAAACUUAUUUUUAGUGACCUUAGCAAGACUUACUCAGGGGAUUUUAUGGCUGUGGAUCAUCUUAAUUUAGGAGUACCUUUAGGGGAAUGCUUUGGCCUCCUUGGAAUCAAUGGAGCAGGCAAAACCACAACUUUCAAAAUGUUGACUGGUGAUUUACAAGUAUCCUCUGGUAAUGCAUUUGUCAAUGGAUACAGCAUCAAGUCAGACUUGAAGAAGGUACAGCAGCAAGUAGGAUACUGCCCUCAGUUUGAUGCCAUUCUGGAUCAGAUGACAGGAAGAGAAGCUCUCCGCAUGUUUGCACGUCUCAGGGGAGUGCCAGAGAGGCAGAUUGACAGAAUUAUAGUUACCUUAGCAGAACAAUUGCUUGUAUCUCCUCAUUUGGAUAAUUUGGUUGGAAACUAUAGUGGAGGGAACAAGAGGAAGUUAAGCACUGGUGUAGCACUGGUAGGUGACCCUCCCUUGGUACUGCUUGAUGAGCCAACUUCAGGGAUGGACCCUGUAGCAAGACGUGUUCUCUGGGAUGUGCUGACUUCUGUUCGAGAUGCUGGUAGGAGCAUAAUUCUAACAUCACACAGUAUGGAAGAGUGUGAAGCAUUGUGUACAAGGUUAGCUAUUAUGGUAAAUGGCAAGUUUUGCUGUUUAGGUUCUCCACAACACCUCAAGAGCAAGUUUAGUGAAGGAUACUCAAUAAUCAUCAGAGUACACAUAUCACAAUCUCCAGAUGAAAAUGAGACCACCUUUGCAGAGAUGCCACCAGAAAUGGUUACUGUAAAGCAAUUUAUAGAAACUACAUUCCCAGCUAAUCAGCUUCGGGAAAUGCAGUGGGGACGACUUGAGUACUUUGUUCCUGCUGCAGGUCUUACAUGGGCUUCCGUGUUUGGGAUACUAGAGAAAAACAGAAAAGAAUUAUCUAUAGAAGAUUAUUCUGUAACGCAAACAACACUCGAACGGGUAUUUUUAACAUUUUCAAGAGGACAGAGACCAGAUUCUGACAGUCAAGCUGCCUGAUCCAGGAGGAUUUGGAAAUUAUUGGUCCAUAAUUUUGUAAAGUAGAUAUGUGUGUAGUAAUUUUUUCAGCAUUUUGUCAGUAUGAUUGAGUGUUUUUUCAUUCAUUACACAGUUUGUAUACUCCAACUUUGUAGGAUUAUGCUAAAAUAUGUAAUCAAACACAUUAUUAUGUAAUUAAUUUGAAGAUUCAUGUUUAUUAUUACUUAAGUAGAGAUUUAUGAAUAAAAUUCUGUCAUUAA